Messenger RNA from Marasmius oreades (fairy-ring Marasmius), 2324 nucleotides. RefSeq lists its product as uncharacterized. The record is from RefSeq and is a predicted model, not a curated record. Lineage: Eukaryota; Fungi; Basidiomycota; Agaricomycetes; Agaricales; Marasmiaceae. The coding region runs from base 1134 to 2324 and encodes 396 amino acids. The transcript has 9 exons.
UUACCACCCACUUGCAUCGCAGUUCCUCAGCCAAGCUACACAACCAGUCUGUCCAAGUUCAUCAUGGCUACAUACAUCCUCGUUCAAUGUUCUUCCUACGCACCCCUUUUAAAGUUUUUUCCAUGGUCAGUUGGCGCGCAUUUUUUAAGGCUACGCUCCACGAAUCCACUUUGCGAUUUCGCGAACCUCCUUAUGCACGUCCUGUUUUUUCCUAUGCACCACGUCGUGAAGCUCUUGAAGUUCCUGCACUUGGCUACGCUCCACUUUGUGAAGUCGCUUACACACAUUUAGUGGUUGUUUCCUAGGCACCUAUUCGUCGAAGAUCCUACCGCUAUGCACCAAUUUGUCAAGUUCUUAUGGCGCUUUGUGAAGCUCCUAUUCACAUCUUGUUGUUUCCUCAGCACCGUUUACGGCUAUGUGCCAGUCAAGUACCAGUUUGUGAAGUUCUACACACAUUCCCUUUCGAAGCUCCUACAGCUACGCGCAACAGGCUACGCACAUCUCGUUGUUCGGAGGCACCGCUUCGUCGGAUCUCCUACGGCUACGCACCAGUUUGUGAAGCGCCAGCACACACUUUGUUGGGUCCAUUACGCACGGCUACAGGCCACUUCGUGGAGUUCCUACGCACAUCUUGUCUUUCCCAUGUACCACUUCGUCGACGCUCUUACUACAGCGACGCGCCACCUUGUGAAGCCCUUACGCGGUGUUUGAAGAUGAUACGCUUACGCUUCGAAUCUGAAUUGCUUGACCAUAUUCUACAAUCGUACCCUCGACGAACUGUUGGUCGAUGAAUGGAAUGACGAUGUGUCUGAUAACGGAGUCCUCAACAACAGAACUUCGAAACCAAUUGUCGUCACUGGAGUGACUUACUCGACUCCAUCUGGAUCACCCUGUCGGGGAAAAUUGGCCGAGGCUGGAGUCGAUACCCACGCCCCGUGUCCGUAUAUAGUGUUUGGAGAGGAGCACGAUCAUUACCAACAAAGAGUUGAUUCCUAUCUCACAAAGCCUAAUACUCCGCCACAUAGGGCGCUCAGCAGUUCAUGUCCAUGUCAAACCUCACCCCGUGUCAAACCAGACAGCUUUUAUAGACGCCCCGUUAGCCCCCUUCCCUUUCUUUCCCCCUCUCCUCUACGAUGCCAUCUGAACGUCUCAUGAGGAUUGUGCUCUUCCUGUCCGCCUCUUCCAUCGGCGUACAGGCCCAGAUUCACGCGUCAUGUACAAACUCGUCCUUCUUUUGGUCGUACAACUCCAAGGGUGACUCUCCUUGUCAGAUGGGUGAAGCACUCGGUACGGUAUGCACGCCCUCGUUCAACAUCCCAUCCCUCCCUGACGGCUACUACUACUUUGGCACCGGGCACACCAUCACUCCCUGCGUGUGUAAUACUGUCUACUACACCAUGCUCAGUCUCUGUGGCCUUUGUCAAAACGGUUAUACUGAUAGAUUUGAUCUAUGGUCAUCUAAUUGUACGAGAACCUAUGAUACGGUGUUCCCCUCGGCGCUUCCCUCAGGUCUUAGACUCCCUUAUUACGCGUAUUUACCCCUCGAUUCUGUAAACAAAUCUAUCGACGUGGGGGCCCUCCAAGCCAAUACUGGCCCCGAAAGGACCGGCACAGCGACUAGAACACCCACAUCCACCUCCUUCGGAUCUACAGGCACCUCGCAUUCAGGCGGCGACGACCCUUUCGCAGACGAACUCAAAGACGAAGCCAAAAAGGUCGGAAUCAUCGCUGGGAGCGUUGUCGCAGGCAUCUGGGUGUUUUGGGCCGUCGGUGCUGGGAUCGUUUGGUUUAUCUGUCGAAGGAAUAGUAGGAGGAUGUAUGGGGAUCCAUCGCAGAUGUAUCUUCAGAAUAAUGGUGCGCCGGGGGCCAUACCAUAUGCAUCAGUCCCACCCUCCAGUCCACCUGCUAGUACUACAACUGGGACGUCUCCUGGGUUGGGUGAAAAGGUUUAUAACCCCAACGACCCAAGCACAUACCCUCAAACUCCACCACUGGCAACACUAGGGUACCAACAACAACCAUCUUAUAACUACAACACUGCCUCUUCCUCCGACAGAACCUCCGUUGUGGUUCCUAGUUCUCCCAAUAAUACAUCCAUUUACCAACCACAACCACCUCCCUUGGAGUCGGAUAGAACCUCCGUUUUGACACCCCCCAAUAGCGCGGGUUUGCCUAACCCACAUGCUCAAGCACAAGCGCACUAUGCAGUCUCACCGGAUGGUACUACCACGUUGGCUCCGAUGGGUACAAUCCAAAACCCCUAUCCGUACUCGUCGUAUGAUACCCAUAGGCAGGUGUAUGUGAAUGGGGUUCCGCAGGUUUAG